Molecule: messenger RNA, 3269 nt
Organism: Lampris incognitus (smalleye Pacific opah)
Lineage: Eukaryota; Metazoa; Chordata; Actinopteri; Lampriformes; Lampridae
Product: para-nitrobenzyl esterase
Exons: 10
Coding region: 124-1911 (595 amino acids)
Source: RefSeq, a predicted model, not a curated record
UUUAAAUGUUGCAAAACAAGUCGGACGGUCAUGCGCACAACGUGCGGCGGCGGCGGAGAGUCGAGUGCGUCAGUUGUGCUGAGGUUUAUUAUUGCGCGUUGAUUUUCUUGCGGAUAUGUGGAGAUGAACGAGGACGCGUAUGAGGUCCCUGAGAGGACAGAGUACCGAUAUCUGGUGCAGGAAGAGGGGGAAGAGGAUGUGCAGUAUGUUCGUCACCGACACUACAUCAGUCCCUUCUUGGUCCUCUCCAAACGCUGCAUCUUCCUCAUCUGUCUGGGUGUGCUCUUGCUGCUCACCCUGGCUGGCUACCUGGCCUACAUAGCCCAGACACUGCCCCCGGGGCUCGCCCAGGUGUCCACCGACUGCGGAGACUACCGAGGAAGACAUAGAAAUGGGGCCUAUUCCUUCAAGGGCAUACGUUACGCUGCUCCUCCUGUUGAGGAGCUCCGCUGGGCCCCACCGGCCAAGCCAUUGUGCAGAAGUGGGAUACAAGAUGCCAACCGCUUCCGCAGCAUGUGCCCCCAGCUGCGCCCACUCUCGCAGACGGGAAAGCUGAUGGGCCAGGAGGACUGUCUGUUCGUCAAUGUGUGGACGCCCACCCUGCAAGUUGAUGCCAGACUACCUGUCAUGGUGUGGAUCCAUGGAGGCUACCUGCACAUGCUCAGUGGGGGAGAGACGGGCUACUCUCCCACAGAGCGCCUAGCUGCCGACACGGAAAUGGUGUACGUCAGCUUCAACUACAGGCUCAAUGCUUUUGGCUUCAUGGCACUGGAGAUACUAAGAGAAGGAUCCCCUUCCAACACGUCAGGAAACUACGGUUUCAUGGACCAAAUAGCAGCUUUGCAGUGGGUCCAGAGGAACAUCCAUGUGUUCGGAGGGGACCCCGGGAAGGUCACCAUAUUUGGGCAAAGUUCAGGUGGGACAUCUGUGUGGACACUGAUGAUGUCACCCCUGGCGAAGGGUCUUUUCCAUGCGGCAGUGGACAUGAGCGGCUCUUACAUAUACAACGCAUCCCUGGAGAAGGCAGAGUCAGACAACCUGGUCUUCCUGAAGAAAACGGCCUGCAAAGACCUGGCCUGCCUCAGAAGUCUCUCUACCAAACAUAUUCUACAGGCCAUCCCAUGGACAGAGUACCCGUCGUGGGCUGCACAUGAUUUGAUCGAUCUGCCCACUAGAGGGCGUUUCAUUGGGCCCGUAGCAGUGGUGGAUGGAUACGUUCUCCCUGCCGCACCUUUUGAGAGCUGGGAGAAAGGAGGAAACUAUAGUGAUGUCCCUUUCCUUAUAGGGACAACGGAACAAGAGACUGACUUCAGCCCACCGUUUCAAAACAUCUCUAUGUGGACUUCACAAGAUUAUGAGUGGUUUGUGACAUCUAAACUCAGACUUUUCGGUGAGAAACUCCCCAAGGAUGCUUUGGACCUGUAUCCCAGCUCUGCCCCAUGUCCCACAGCAGACCGCUGUCCAGAGAAAGCAUAUACCACCAUGGUGUCUGAUAUGAGGGUGACGUGUCCCAACAAUGACCUUGCACAGAGGGCAGCAGCGGCCCUGCACAGUCCUGUUUAUCGCUAUGUGGUGACACAUACACCGUCUGUUGCUGUCAAUGCCUCGGGGGGCCUGAUGCCAUUCCCCAGCCGUUUCUCUUUCCACUGCCUGGAUGCCGUGGCGUUCUUCGGUGGGCUGGACUUAGUACUGGGGAAGCCCCCUUCUGGUCGAGACAAAGACUUUCAGGCCCUCUUCACACGCCAUCUUGUCAACUUUGCCAAAGAGGGUAAGAUGGUGGAUCUGUGGCCUGAAUACCCAUCUGCCACCGCUCUCCUGUCCCAUAGCCUGUCAGUGGUCUAUAAAUACUCAGCUGUGCGGUGCCAACUCUGGCAGGACAAUGGGUUCUAUCAAUAUGCCUGGGUCAACUGACCACAUGACCUUUGAACCUUCACCCCUGGGAACUUUCUGCAUUAUCUGAUGACUGAGCAGGUCACCUGACCCCAUACCCGGUUCAGCUGACUGGCAGCCGCUCCCUUUUAUCCAAAUUAAUGCUUUAUUCUACUGAGGUAAUGCACUGUAGAUCCUGGAAACCGCUUUCUGUCACCAUAAGACUUGAAGCUUUUUCAAAGUAAACUCUUAAUGCGAACACAUUUCAUGAAGACCAAAUUGAAGAACAACACCAGUGAUUGUAGAAGUGCGGGUGUGCAUUGUGGGGUAUGGAAGUCAGUAUUUGUGAGGGAUUUUUGUCAUGGUUUGAGAGUUUGAAAAGAAUGGAAGUUGCAUACUGAACUAGCAAGUGACUCUCUUGUUGAAGUUAGAUCAUUCUUUUGGCCACGACACAAAGUAAGUGCAUGUUUUGCAUCAUUCACUUCUCCUGUGAUACUCGCUGCAUGAAAAAAACAAAAAAAAACAAAACCAAUGUUAAUUUGUUCUUUAUUACAGAAAUUGAGCAAUUGUAAUCCAGUGUUCUACAAGCCCUCUAUACUUGUUUUGUCUGGUUCAAAUGAAAUACAAAUGAUCAGGCAUUAUAAGACAUUUUUCAAGAGGAGGUUUCAAAUGUUGGGAUGCCCCAACUUGCAGGUGCAAGAAAACUUUAAAACUGAAAGGGAAUUUAAACUUGGUAACGGGAAAUUAAGAUUUGUUGAAAAGGGAAUUUUAACUUUACCUUAUAAGUGAUCUCAACUAAAGUGAGGGGGAAUAUGAGAAUGAUUGUUUUGUUUUGUUUAUUGUUUGUACACAUGCUAUUGGGAAUGCAGCUUUUUUAUAUUGGAUAUUUCUUUUGAGAAGGACUACUGUUUGCACUGUCUUAAGUGAAUGCCUCACUAAAAUUAAGCACAUUAAGCAUGCCAUUUGAAUAUAAAGUUAUUCUUACAUAAUGUUCUUAACUAGUUCAAAUUUAGCAAAAAUGUUUAACAAAGCUCUGAUCACAUACAUUGCCUGUCUUUCACACCUCUUCAAGCCUAUUGAAAGUGGUCUCACAGACACUAGAGACACUUUCAGGUCUGCCUUGUUUUAGAAGUCCUCUGUUUGGGAUUCCAGCCUGUGUGAGUGACCAGCUAACAUAAUGAGAAACAUUACUCAUCUGGUUCAGAAACUACUUUGUGUUUGACCUUUUUUAUUGCAAUGUAUGCUUGAUUUGUACUCAGGUAACACACCUAACUAUGCAUUUUACCAAUGAGCAUCAAUUCCUACCACUGAUUGACACGUGUAUCGUAUCACAAGAGUGAAUUUGUUGUAUUAAAACUGUCCACAACCUUCACAAUACACAAUAAAACAUUUGUUGUUGG